Messenger RNA from Setaria italica (foxtail millet), 1594 nucleotides. RefSeq names its product ubiquinol oxidase 4, chloroplastic/chromoplastic. The record is from RefSeq and is a predicted model, not a curated record. Gene Ontology annotation, molecular function: alternative oxidase activity. Gene Ontology annotation, biological process: alternative respiration. Gene Ontology annotation, cellular component: mitochondrion; thylakoid. Lineage: Eukaryota; Viridiplantae; Streptophyta; Magnoliopsida; Poales; Poaceae. The transcript has 9 exons. Bases 396 to 1361 code for a protein of 321 amino acids.
GCGGCAAAGGAACGGAGCGCAUCGCGCCACGGCACGAACUCGCCACUAGCGAAACGAUCAACCAGUCAUCUGCGGCCUGCCCACCACAACGCGCGCUUCCUUCGUGCCGGGACGAAGCCGGACGGAGGUCGGCAGCCGCUGCCGCCUAGCCAGCAAAUAGCCGGCUUCGUUCCGUCCGUUCGCGGAGAAAGGCCGCGACAAGCACGGGAAACAGCGCCGGCAGCCGGGAAUAUACCCGCUCCGCUGCCGCUCGGCCACUCCCUCGGUCUUCUUCCCCAGCCCAUCCCGCGCCGCUCGCUGCUGCCGUGCCGUCUCGCGCCGCGCGGCUCACACAUCCCAUUUCCACUCCCCCAAACCAAACCUCCCAAAACCCACACGGAAUCGCGGGCGCGAGCAUGGCGGUGGCCUCCACCUCCAUCCCGCCCCUCCCCGUGGCGCUGCCCGCCGCCGCGGCCCGCUUCCUCCCGCUCCGCGGCCGCCGCGCCGCAGACCCGCGCCUCGGUCCCGUCGCCACGUGGAGGAGGUUCCGCGCGGAGGCGAUUAAGACGCAGCGGGAGAAACAGCAGACGGAGGUGCCCGUCGAGGAGUCCUUCCCCGCGAGGGAGGCCGCGCCGCUGGACGGAGCGGACGACCCGAUGGUUCCAUCGGAUGAGGGCUGGGUGGUGAAGCUCGAGCAGUCGGUCAACAUUUUGCUCACGGAUUCGGUGAUCAUGGUACUCAAUGGUGUUUACCGUGACCGGAGCUACGCCAGAUUUUUUGUGCUGGAGACGAUUGCUAGGGUGCCGUAUUUUGCAUUUAUAUCGGUGCUUCACUUGUAUGAGACCUUUGGCUGGUCGAGGAGAGCUGAUUAUAUAAAGGUUCACUUCGCUGAAAGCUGGAACGAGUUCCAUCACCUCUUGAUCAUGGAAGAAUUGGGUGGCAACGCUUUAUUUUUUGAUCGUUUCCUUGCUCGGUUCAUGGCAUUUUUUUACUACUUCAUGACUGUUGGGAUGUACAUGCUGAGCCCAAGAAUGGCAUAUCAUUUUUCUGAAUGUGUGGAGAGACAUGCGUAUUCAACUUAUGACAAGUUUCUCAAGCUCCAUGAAGAGGAGUUGAAAAGACUACCAGCUCCAGAGGCAGCUCUAAACUAUUACCUGAACGAGGACCUUUACUUAUUUGAUGAGUUUCAGACAGCAAGAGUUCCAUGUUCUAGGAGGCCUAAAAUAGAUAACUUGUAUGAUGUGUUUGUCAAUAUAAGAGACGAUGAGGCAGAGCACUGCAAGACAAUGAAGGCCUGUCAAACGGAUGGAAGUCUUCGCUCUCCUCACUCAACACAGAACUGCUUAGAAGCUGAUACGGAAGGUGUAAUACCCGAAAAAUGAUUGUGAAGGUAUUGUGGAUUGUGUCAAAAAAUCCCUUACAAAGUAAAGACCGAGACCUGUAUACAAAUUUUUGAUGAUAUUCCUUUUGUUUUCCAUUUCCCCUUUAAACUAGGAAAUAGUCGUCCUUCUAUUAUUUGUUUUUACCUUUGUGUCAUACUACAGAAGUCAGUGUAGAUGCAAUUACACGACAUCAUCAAAUAUCUUACGUUUGAAAAGAUUUCAAUUCGGGCCUA